AUGAUUCCUGCAGAUGUUGAUCGCCGAGUCAGCAUGCUCUUGGACGGUGCCGCCAGUGGAGAGAAACUGGUGAACACAGUUCACCAAGUCAUGCAGGUUUUGAGAGAUAAUGGGCUCGUAACCUCUAUGAGACUGGUUCCCUCGGCAGUUGGGGUCCAUCCCAAAAAUAGGGAUGGCAUGGGCUUGAAUAGCAGUGACGUCCACACUCUCCUUUCGAACCUCCUCGAAGUAGGAUUUGUGUCGGAGAGGACACAUUGUGUUGCUAUCGAACCAGCCAGCGAUGAAGAAUUGAAAUGGAAUCAGCAGCUCAUCGACAGUUGCCAGGGGCUGCUGGGGACGAUGAAACCUCUGCAGACACUGAAGGCAUUGAGCCUUUGUGGCAGUCACACCAAUUUUGCUCUUCGGGUCAUCGCCGACGCUGCCCCUCAUCAGGGCCCCGAGAGCGAGAAGGUCACUGUGGGAGGCCGGCUUGAUGUGGGGUUGGUGUCCAAGGUCGAUGCAGCCCUCGCCGACCAUGUUCGGUAUGGCUUGAAUUGGGAGGUGUUGUCGUCAUCGGUGGGCCUUCGCUGGCCAGAACUCUUGCAGAAGAAGACACUGUCAUCCCGCCCGGCCUGUGGCAACUCCUUCCCACACUUUUACCAGUUCGCUUUAAAGCUUCUUGUCCUCAGGUAUUGUGGUGGCGCCGAAGGCCUCUUCUUGAGUGAGACGGAGAAGUUCGUGAGGGCUAGGGGCUCCACGACAGCACUCGGCGAGAAGGUGUGGGAGGCGAUCUGUCAUGAAAUCAAAGGCAGCAAGAACCAGCUGCCCUUGUUUCGGCACGGGUUGCUGAAACUCGCCAUGACCGGCAUGCACUUGAGUGCCACAGAUUGCAAGCGUGUUUUCAGCAACAGCUCCAUGGUUGGCAAGGCUGUGAAGGCUGACGGGCUCAUGUCCCAGCUCCGAACACUGGCCACUCAAGCGAGCCACGGAGCUCCCGCCGAGCAGAACCUUGUGAAUGUCUUGGGAGUGGUGGACUCCAACAUGGUGGCUCAUGUCAUGAACAUGCAGGUCGCAGAUGAGAAAAGAUACAGAUCUUUGGAGGGCAUCUGCCACGAUGCUGUCUCGAUUCUCGCCAAGGUCCUCGGUGUGCCGAUUGCUUCCCUGUGGGAGGCCCAUGCCGAGACACUCCCUGCAGCCGAAUCCGGAGGGAAACCAGCAGAUCGACUCAUUGAGCUUAACCCGGACGGGUCCAUGAAGCAGCCAGGUGAGAUCUUGGAAUCCAUGUCUAUCAAGGCUGGAACAUUCGUUCGCCGGAAGAAGGACAAAGUCGAAUGCGAAGUUUUGCAUGUUGAUCAUGCUGUGAAGCUCAAAAACCUGAGCGACGGCCGUGCAGUGAAGGUCCAGAUCGAUGCUUUUGUUCGAGGCGAAUGGCAAGUGUAUACCCCGAAGCAAGAGGUGCAUGAGAUCGUGGACCUGGAGCUAUACGGACCCCAGGGGCAGUCAGUCCACCCCGAUUUCGAUAUCGCCCACACAGUGGCCAAAAUCCAUUGCGAGAUGCAUGCUCUCGUUGAGAACCAUGAUGUGCAUGGCAGCAUGAAGAUGUUGAAGUUCGUGUUUCGACCUACGAGAAGCCUUGUGACCAAGUCGGCUAUCGGCAAGGGCAAACUGAUUCUCGUCCCCUUCAGCUCCAAGGUUGUCGCCCGAAGCAGCUCGGACACCCUGCAUGGAGCUGCAGAGGUGACUUUGCAGAACGGAUGCCACGAUCGUCGCUUCUUCAUUGUUGCCUCCAACAUCAUGCCCAAAGCAAGCGAGGAGGCCCCUGACCUGCCCGUGGGUUUCUUGUGCCCGUACUUCAUGAUCCAGACCGUAGAGGACGAGAGUAAGGCCAACAUGACGAGUGUGCUGUCGGGGACCAAGUCAUCGGAUCUUCGUGUGCCAUUGAUGAAGAACAGUGUCCCCUUGGCUGCUGGGCAAGAGCUCUUAAUCUUCAAGGCAAAGGCCCCCAAGCAGGAAGAGCCCUUAGAGGCAGCAUCCCCCCAAAGGCGCCUGAAAGGCAAGCAGGCUGCAUGA
Molecule: messenger RNA, 2049 nt
Organism: Symbiodinium natans
Lineage: Eukaryota; Dinophyceae; Suessiales; Symbiodiniaceae
Source: the annotation of a GenBank genome assembly